Messenger RNA from Neoarius graeffei (lesser salmon catfish), 7528 nucleotides. RefSeq names its product protocadherin-1-like. Gene Ontology annotation, biological process: homophilic cell-cell adhesion. Gene Ontology annotation, cellular component: plasma membrane. The record is from RefSeq and is a predicted model, not a curated record. Gene Ontology annotation, molecular function: calcium ion binding. NCBI's taxonomy places the organism in Eukaryota, Metazoa, Chordata, Actinopteri, Siluriformes, Ariidae.
GAGAGAGAGAGAGCUGGGAGCUGUUCAGUUCUCCGUGAGCUGGAUACUGCGUGCGCUGAGAUUCUGGAGCUCGCGCGUGCGCGCGCGCACACACCAAACUGAGAGAGAGAGAGAGAGAGAGAGAGAGAGAGAGAGAGCUGAGAGAGAGGGAGGGAGAGAGAGAGCUGAGAGAGAGGGAGGGAGAGAGAGAGAGAGAGAGAGAGAGAGGAGGUGUUAGUGAUCAUCUGGAGGGCGCCACACACCGGACUUUAGCGAGGACGCGCGCGCACAAGAGCUGAAUUUUCUUUAAUUUUUUUAUGAUUUUUGUUUAGUUCGGAUGUUUGCGCGCGUGAAAAGUGUGUGUGUGUGUGUGUGUGAUGUUGAUAAGAUGAGAAGAGAGGCAUAUGGAAGCAGAACAUCAUCACCAUCAUCAUCAUCAUCAUCAUCACACACGCACCGGGGCUGCUGAACACACCGGACUGCGCUCGCGCUCGGGGUUUCCUCUGCUGCGCCGUGACCGUGUGUGAGAGUGUGUGUGUGUGUGUGUGUGUGUGUGUGUGAGAGAGAGAGAGAGAGAGAGAGAGAGAGAGAGUGUGUGUGUGUGUGUGUGUGUGAGAGUGUGUGUUUGAUGAGGGGGAGCUCCAGCGCCGGAUCUACACACAGCUCACAGCAACACAGCAGAGGAUCCUGAUUUGUUCUUUUAUUUCUCGGGAUUCUUUCAUUCUGAAUUUUGGAUAACUGACCGCGCAGGAGUGUGAUUACACACACACACACACACACACACACACUGACGGACGGAGCCGCUGUGAGUGAGAGGGCGAGUCUCCAUCCAUCCGGAUCAGAUUAACGAUGCCCCACAGUGUGAUGGACUUGGUGAUGUCGUCUUGGACAUCCCUCUUCCUCAUCCUCCUGUUCUUCUUCAUCACUCCAUCUCUCAGCUCCAUCAUGUACCACCUGCGAGAGGAGCAGCCGCCCAAUACGCUCGUCGGCAGUUUAGCGUCAGAGGGACUUCCUGAUUCCGGUCAUCUGUACAAACUGGAGGUGGGCGCCCCCUACCUGCGUGUGGAUGGGAAGACGGGUGAUAUUUUCACCACAGAAGUUCCCAUUGACCGUGAGACACUAAAAGACUGUCGCAACCUGUUUGAGGGCGAUCCCUGCUUCCUGGAGUUUGAGGUUUCCAUCACAGAUCUGAUGAAAGGUUCCGGGCCGCGGCUCAUCGAAGGCCGGAUCGAGAUUCAAGAUGAGAACGAUAACACGCCGCAGUUCUCAUCACCCAUCUUGUCUAUAUCCAUUCCUGAAAACACCCUUAUGGGGGCGCUGUUCCCCAUCCCUGUAGCCACCGAUAAGGACACAGGCAGUAAUGGAAUUGCAGAUUACUCACUAACGACGGGCUCCGAUGCAGCGUCUCUGUUCAGCCUCCAGGUGGCGGAAAAUGCGGACGAGAAAGUGCCACAGCUGAUCGUGAUGGGGACUCUGGACCGCGAACAGCGCGACUCGUACGAUCUCAACAUUAAAGUGGUGGAUGGCGGAAAUCCCCCACGCUACAGCAGCGCCCUCCUAAGGAUCACCAUCACCGACACCAACGAUAAUGUGCCCAAAUUUGAGCGAUCGCACUACGAAGGGGAACUUGCUGAAAACAGUCCCGUGGGUCACUCUGUCCUGCAGGUGAAGGCCAAUGAUGCUGACCUGGGAGAUAACGGCAUGGUCACAUAUGCCAUCUAUCAGCCACUGACCAUCGUGCAGCGCCUCCUCAGUAUCGACCGAAACACCGGCAUCAUCUACGUCAAAAGUCCAGUGGACCGUGAGGAAGUGAGUCUGCUCAAAUUCUAUGUCCAGGCCAGAGACAACGGCCCACAAGCCAAGAGCUCCAAAGCCCUAGUGACCAUCACAGUGAAGGACAAGAAUGACAACGCACCGUCCAUCAGAAUCCGCGGAUUUGCCCUGGUGGCUCACGAGGAUGGGAUUGCUAACAUUUCUGAGGACAUGCCUGUGGGAACUCCUGUGGCUCUGGUGGAAGUGACAGAUCGAGAUGAGGGUGAAAAUGCAGUGGUGACUUGUGUGGUGGCAGGAGAUGUACCUUUCCAGCUUCGUUCAGCGUCAGACACUGGAAGUCGGAGGAAGUAUUUCCUGCAGACCACAACACCGCUGGAUUAUGAACGGGUUAAGGAAUACAGGAUUGAAAUUGUAGCUGUUGAUUCAGGGAACCCGGCUCUUUCUAGCACCAACUCGCUAAAGGUCCAAGUAACAGAUGUGAAUGAUAAUGCUCCCGUUUUCUCUCCAUCUCUGUAUGAGGUGGAAUUUCCAGAGGAGAAUCAGCCAGGCGAUAAGGUUUUGGAUGUAGUGGCCACCGAUGCAGACAGCGGCACCAAUGCCGAGCUCACCUACAAUAUUAUCUUAGACUCAGCGAUCAAGGGGCUCUUUGAGAUCAACCGUAUUACGGGAGAGGUCAAAGUGAUGAACCAGUUAGACCGUGAACACAGAGAACGCUACGAGUUUCAUGUUGAAGCAUCUGAUAAAGGGGUUCCAAGCAUGAGAGGAACCGCAACAGUUGUGGUUAAUGUGCUCGACCGCAAUGACAAUGAUCCAAAGUUCAUGUUAAAUGGCUACAGUUUCUCUGUACUGGAAAACAUGCCUGCCCUCAGUCCAGUGGGAAUGGUGACGGUCAUGGAUGUUGAUAAAGGUGAGAAUGCUGAGGUUCACUUAUCGGUGGAACCAGACAAUGGCAAGUUUGUGAUUCAGAACGGCACAGGGACUAUCCUCUCGAGAAUUUCCUUUGAUCGGGAAAAGGAAAGCACCUACACAUUCCGUCUAAAAGCUGUUGAUGGUGGUGAUCCUCCUCGUUCCUCUUACGUGGGAAUUACAAUAAAUGUCCUUGAUGAAAAUGAUAAUGCGCCUUACGUCACCAAACCUUCCAACUCCUCAUACAAGUUCCUUCCACCACUGACAAGCCCUGAUACACGUGUGGAGAAAGUGGAAGCAGAGGACAUUGACAUGGGAUUGAAUGCUGAGUUAGACUACACCAUUGUGGGUGGAAACCCUCAUGGACUUUUCCGCAUUUCUCCAAUGGAUGGUGAGAUUAUGCUUGUCAAAGAAUUCACCCGGAAGCAUAAUGGCCUUCACCGUCUGGUCGUAAAAGUCAGUGACAAGGGAAAACCUGCCAAGCACACAAUAGCGCUGGUCCACAUCUUUGUAAACGAGACAAUCAGAAACGUCACACUGGUGGAAUCACUGGUUGGCCACAGUCUCUACACUCCUCUGGAAAGGGAUAUUGCUGGAGACCCAGAAUAUGCCCGCGUCCAGCAGAGCAACAUCGUAUAUGGAAGCCUUGCAGGGAUUACUGGGGUCAUCCUGGUCAUUGUGGUGGUGGUUGUUAUCCGGCACCGUCUGCAGAAGGAAGCCAAGAGUGGAUACCAAGCUGGAAAGAAAGAGUCCAAAGAUCUUUACACACCCAAGCAAGGAACCAAAAGUAGCAAGGGCAAAAAGGGCAAGAAGGGCAAGUCUCCAAAACCAGCAAAGUCCUUGGAGGAUGAUGAGGAGGCAAGUCUUCAGAAAGGCUUAAAAUUCAAUCUGAUUAAUGACAAUGAUAGUCCCAGGAUUCAUCUGCCCCUCAAUUACCCUCCUGGAAGCCCCGAUUUGGGGAGACACUACCGGUCAAACUCCCCUUUGCCCUCCAUUCAGCUGCAGCCACAAUCCCCUUCUGCUUCCAAAAAGCAUCAGGCUGUUCAAGAUCUUCCGGCUGCAAACACCUUCGUCGGGACCGGAGACAGCAACUCGACCGGCUCUGAUCAGUAUUCGGAUUACAGCUACAAGACCAACCCUCAGAAAUACAGCACCAAACAGCUGCCGCACCGCCGUGUGACCUUCUCAACAGCCAAUCAGGCGCAGGACCUGCAGGACUCCUCCCAGCACAGUUACUAUGACAGUGGAUUGGACGAAUCAGAAACACCAAGCAGUAAAAGUUCUUCAGGGCCGAGGAUCGGACCACUGGCACUGCCUGAGGAUCACUACGAGAGGACGACUCCAGAUGGCAGCAUUGGAGAGAUCGAACACCCCGAGAACGAUCUGAGGUCGCUUCCCGACGUGGCAAUGACGGGGAACUGUACUCGUGAGUGUAGUGAGUUUGGACACUCGGAUUCCUGCUGGAUGCCGUCACCGAACCGCAACAGCAAAAUCUCCAAGAGCGCAUCGAAACUCUCCACCUUCGUGUCUUACCAGGAGCGGGAGCCUCAGGAGCCGCUAAUGGCCAAUGGAAGUCCCAAGCCCAUGGGGGAGGACCUUGGGGGUGGGGCCACCAACAAAAUGCCCAGCAUCCGCUUCAUGGCCCCUUAUACUAGUGCCUAUUCCACAGGUGGUGAGGGAACAAAGGAGUGCAACAUGGAGGAGAUCCCAUUGAGUCAAACAGCAGCAACCACGCCCUCCAGCCAGGGGUCCAAAAGAGAGAUCUACCUGUGAAGAGUGAAGAAAGAGGGAGUGAGGGGUUAUUUAGGGUUCAUCAGGGUCAUCACCAUCAAUCCAAGUGCACACAGGAUUUGCAGCAAGACCAGAACACUGGAACUGCUCAGUCAGUGAUGGGUCAGCUAAUGAGAUCAGUCAGGUUUAAAGUCAUUGAGGUCCUGAAGAGCAAAAGGUCCUAAUUAGGGUCGUUAAAGUCAUUAGGGUUUUUAGAAUCCCUUCCCUCCACCUAAGUGUGCAUGUGAUUUAGACCAGGACUAAAUAUAAAAUUGAGUGUGGUGAAUCAAGUUUGGAGAAUUUUAGGAUAUUUGACGAAAGAAGCUGUAAUUAAUUCUAUUAGUCUUGACCCCAUCCCUUACCCAAAAUCCCCCCCCCCCCCCCCCCCCCCCAAGAAACUAAACAAUCCUUCACCCUGACCUUAAUGUUGACCUGAACACAGCUGGAACAUUGACCCACCUAGCUCCAGAUGUGUUUUUUACCCACAGUCUUCUCUGGAUCUCAGAGGAAACACUACCACCACCAUGCUUCUCUUGUUCUCUCACUUCAGUUCCUGUUCCUGAAUCCAUUUUGUACUGAAGCAGCAUCAGAAGAGGAACUUUGGGAAUACGAAUGAAGGAUCCAUUUUUCAUGCUUUUAACUCUGAUUCAGAAUGUAAACAUUUUUAAUCCACUUUUUGUGAUAAUUAAACAUAUUCUGUAUAGAAACGGUUCAAUCUGAGUUUAGGUUAAAUUACUGAAGUGUAAGUGCACAGAGUGUCUCAUUAAUCAGCUACAGCUAGGGCACUUCGUCUGUCUGUUUAAUACAACUGAAGGACACACACACACACACACACACACACACACACACACACACACACACACACACAACACACACACUUGUACUUCUAUCGUUGUGGGGACUCAUUGAUAUAAUACAUUCCUGAGCCCCUUACCCUAACCCCACCCCUCACCGUAAACUUAACCAUCAUAACUAAAUGCCUAACUCCACCCCUUAACCUAACCUCACCCCUUACCCUGACCUGAACUAUCAUAACUAAAUGCCUAACUCCACCCCUUACCCUAACCCCACCCCUUACCCUAACCUGAACCAUCAUAACUAAAUGCCUAACUCCACCCCUUACCCUAACCCCACCCCUUACCGUAACCUUAACCAUCAUAAAUAAAUGCCUAACUCCACCCCUUACCCUAACCCCACCCCUUACCCUAACCUGAACCAUCAUAACUAAAUGCCUAACUCCACCCCUUAACCUAACCUCACCCCUUACCCUAACCAUCAUAACUAAAUGCCUAACCCCACCCCUUACCCUAACCAUCAUAACUAAAUGCCUAACUCCACCCCUUACCCUAACUCCACCCCUUACCGUAACCUUAACCAUCAUAACUAAAUGCCUAACUCCACCCCUUAUCCUAACUCCACCCCUUACCGUAACCUUAACCAUCAUAACUAAAUGCCUAACUCCAUCCCUUACCCUAACCCCACCCCUUACCCUAACCAUCAUAAUGAAAUGCCUAACUUCACCCCUUACCCCAACCCCACCCCUUACCCUAACCUGAACCAUCAUAAUUAAAUGACUAACUCCACCCCUUACCCCAACCCCACCCCUUACCCUAACCUGAACCAUCAUAACUAAAUGCCUAACUCCACCCCUUACCCUAACCCCACCCCUUACCCUAACCUGAAUCUCAUUCUUACCUGAACCCUAAAGCUGAGGCUGAACCCUCACCUGUGAAGUGAGGACCAGGCAAAAUAUCCUCACUUCCUAAAAAUCUCAGAACUCUUUUGGUAAAAAAUGUAUUCCAGUCCUCAAUAUGUAGCAAGUACACACACACACACACACACACACACACACACACACACACACACACACACACUACGUUUCUUACAAUUGAGAAGAAAAACUCUGAGAUGGAGAGAAAUGCUCCCUCCUGGUGUACAGUGCUGUAAAUAUGCUCUGACUGUGUGUGUGUGUGUGUGUGUGUGUGUGUGUGUGUGUGUGUGUGUGUGUGUGUGUGUGUGAAGCUUGAAGAACGAUGGCUCUUCACCAGAAACGAUGGAUUUUGGAUGAGACCAAAUGCCUGGGGUUCACAGCGAAUGGAAAGCAGCAGGUCGAUGUAAUGCGAUUAGUCAGAACUGAAACAUUGCCACGUCGUCCUGCUGGCUGUGGCGUUGGGGUCACCAUGGAAACCAGGUGGCUCCCAAACACACUUUCCACCACAAACUGUUUCUCUGUGGACAAAUACACAGCCAGCAAGUGUGGGGAUGCAAGAGCUGUCUGAAAACAUUUGUGUGUGUGUGUGUGUGUGUGUGUGUGUGUGUGUGUGUGUGUGUGUGUGUGUGUGUGUUACACCAACACUGACCAUAUUGAAAUUCCUGAUUGGAGGAUAGCAUGUAUGCUUUACACACACACACACACACGCGCACACACACACACACACACCCUCUGUGCUCGAUGCUGUUAUACAGUCAGGAGUUUAUAAUAGAUUCCACUUCCAUUGCACUCAUUGGAAUAUUCAUGAGAUAUUAUCAUAAAACUGGAAUCUGUGAAUAUUUAAUUAAAAGUGAGCUGAUUAUUAGAUUGGGUUCUCAAGGUUCUCUGAGGUUCUCAUGUUUUUUUGUGAUUAAAAUCCUCAUCACACUGUAAGUGAAGUAAAGCUGAAAGCUGGAGAAGGAAUAAGAUGAAGGUGAUCAUGAUGAUGAUGGUGAUGAUGAUUUUAUUUGAUUUAAUUUGAUAAAAUUGUGUGUAUGAUCAUCAUGUUUGUGUCCUGCUGUUCCACUGCACUGUUUUACCCCUUUAUAUUUUUUAUUAUUUACACUUUUUUCAUUAGUUUGAAUCCUGAAGCUCAGAGAAGUUUGAAUCUCACUGAGAUUUCAUCAUCAUCAUCAUAAAACUGUUCACGAGGUUUUCUAAUUUUACCAGAAAUUAAUUUUUUUGUUGUUUUUAUUACACAAUCCUCAGUUUCUUAAACUGUUUAUUAAACACACACGGUCCUGUAUCUCUCACCUCAUACACCACCCAAACACAACUAACAGGGUAAAAACACACACACACACACACACACACACACACACACACACACACACACACACACACACACAC